Hymenoscyphus albidus is the source of this 684-nucleotide messenger RNA. Lineage: Eukaryota; Fungi; Ascomycota; Leotiomycetes; Helotiales; Helotiaceae. The record is from the annotation of a GenBank genome assembly.
AUGAGUUCUAAAAAAGUUGUCCAUUUUGGGCCGUUUGAAGUCACGGAUCAGGUAAUUGUAGAUCGUUUCAAGAAUCGGAGUUCUUCAGCUCAUCUGUCAUCUUCUCAGGUCUUCUACAACACGUCACUAUGCUUCUCCCUCGUUAACAUCAAGCCAAUUCUGCCUGGUCACGUAUUGGUCAUUCCAUACCGAAAAGUCCAGCGUCUUACGGAGCUUACCCAAGAUGAAGUCACCGAUCUCUUUUCGACGGUUCAAAAGGUCCAGAAGAUGCUAGCAAAGAAGUAUUUCGGCACUGAGACGAUAGCUGGAAAACCUGAGGAUGGAAGCUUUAAUAUCACCAGUACAAUCCCAUGAAGUCUAGCCUGACAAUCUAAAUUGCCCUAACGUAUUGUUAGUCCAGGACGGGAAAUUUGCAGGUCAGACUGUUCCCCAUGUCCAUUGUCAUAUAAUCCCCCGAACGAAAGAUUCAACUGAAGGGGAUGGACUCUACGAUCGACUUCAAACCGAGGAAGGGAAUGUCGGAGGCGGAUUUUGGGACCAGAAUCGACCGGUGCAGGAGGGGAAGUUCCCAAGGAUCGAGGAUUCCGAUCGGAAGCCAAGGUCGGCGGAAGUCAUGAACGAGGAAGCUGCUUUGUACAGGGAACAAAUGAGUCUUCUAGAUUGAAGGUCAUGACACCAAGGUCU